Messenger RNA from Cordyceps militaris CM01, 624 nucleotides. RefSeq lists its product as uncharacterized. NCBI's taxonomy places the organism in Eukaryota, Fungi, Ascomycota, Sordariomycetes, Hypocreales, Cordycipitaceae. The coding region runs from base 1 to 624 and encodes 207 amino acids. The transcript is spliced from 4 exons. The record is from RefSeq and is a predicted model, not a curated record.
AUGCGGACGGCUGUUCUGGACGAUGGAGCUCACGAGGAAGGAAAGAAGCGCAAUGCAGAAGACGGAGCAACGGCCGUCCAUACAAAAGACACUGAAGUAAAGGAUCAUCUUGCCAAUUCUAUUCUGAAAGACCGAAUAAAUUUGGGGUUGUAUGAGUGCUCGCUGUUUGCGGAAAUGGCCGGUUUUCAGGGGUUAUUCAACCGCGUGUUUGGCACUCAUGAGUGUUUCGAUGCAGUGAUCGGGAAUCUGGUGCACACUUUGGACGAAGCUGGGAAAUCUAGCAGCCCAGAGAGUUUCCAUUCCAUGAAGAAAGACAUCCAAGCAAAUCCACAUCUCCAACCUAUUCUCGAACGGUACUUGACGAAAGAUAACCCGAAGGUCUGCCUGGCAUUUGGCGCUGAUAUCGGUCAUGUAUUUGUCUUUUCUGUCGCGCCAGCCGUUGUUGAUCGCCUAGUCUUGCACAUGUGGGCUCCUGGAUCACAAAUUAUAUUCUACGAGAACUCCCACCAGAAAGAGUUCAAGUCCGUACAAGCCUCCAACGGCCUACUUGAAAUUGCCGAAGCGGCCAUGAGAAGAGGCGGUUGUAAUAAAAUCACAGCUCGUAUGGACAAAGGCGGCUUGUGA